Prosopis cineraria is the source of this 921-nucleotide messenger RNA. RefSeq lists its product as uncharacterized. Lineage: Eukaryota; Viridiplantae; Streptophyta; Magnoliopsida; Fabales; Fabaceae. The coding region runs from base 242 to 751 and encodes 169 amino acids. The record is from RefSeq and is a predicted model, not a curated record. The transcript has 2 exons.
CACAAAAGAAGGGGCAAAAAGCAGAUGCCACAGCGACACUCGUCUCGAUCCUUCAAUUUCAUCUACAACGUUCCUCCACCUUCCACGUGUCCCACCACGUCUUCUCUGGACGCCACGAGGCUUCCCUCGCCACCAAGUGUCGCCCACGCUCCCGAAAAUUCUGCUCAUACUUAUUAACAUUAAUUCGGGUCGGUCCCAAUCAACGAACAAUCCAUCGAGAAUUAAUCCGAUCGACGAUCCAAUGGCUAGCGACGGAAGCGAGGAGUUCAGGCUGGUUUCUCCGACGAUAAACAACGAAGGCAGGAUCCCGAGGCAUUACACGGACGAAGGACAAGGCGCCAAGAAGAACGUGUCCCCACCCUUGGAGUGGUACAACCUCCCGCAGGGCACCAAAACCCUUGCUCUCGUUGUGGAGGACGUGGAUGCUCCGGAUCCCGAGGGGCCCAUCGUUCCCUGGGUGCACUGGGUGGUGGUGAAUAUCCCGCCGACAGUGACGGGUCUGCCGGAGGGAUUCUCCGGCAAGGAGGAGGAGCUCGGUGGUGAGUAUGCUGGCAUCAAAGAAGGCAAUAAUGACUGGAAGAUCCCUGGGUGGCGUGGCCCCAGGUUGCCUAAUCAUGGACAUAGGUUCGAGUUCAGGCUUUACGCUUUGGACGAUGGGCUUCAUCUCGGUAACAAGGUAACGAAGGACAAGCUUUUGGAGGCUAUAGAAGGGCACGUGCUGGGGGAAGCGGUGUUUGUGGCUAAAUUCUGACCUCGGAUUGUAAAAAUUGAAAUAAUAUUGUGUUGAAUGCAGAGUCUUUAAUUAGAGUUUUUGUACUGAUUUUGAAAUAUGAUAUCAGUCUAACAAAUUAAUUAUUAGAUCUUAAUCUUCUCCGUUUCCAAGUUAAUUUCUUCUUUCUUAUAUAAUGAGUUAAAGUAUUC